Corylus avellana is the source of this 762-nucleotide messenger RNA. The record is from RefSeq and is a predicted model, not a curated record. Lineage: Eukaryota; Viridiplantae; Streptophyta; Magnoliopsida; Fagales; Betulaceae.
AUGGCUCAAGUGAAGGUCGAAGGAUGUCAGCCCAAGAACAUUUUUCUGUUGGCCGGACAGAGCAACAUGUCCGGACGAGGAGGCAACUAUGACGACACCGACAACAACAUCAUCAAAUGGGACGGCGAAAUCCCGCCGGAAUGCAGCCCCAACCCAAAUAUCCUCCGACUUAAUGCAAACAAGAGCUGGGAGGAAGCCCAUGAGCCUCUUCACCAGGAUAUUGAUUGUUCGAAGACCUGUGGGAUCGGACCCGGGAUGCCUUUUGCGAAUGCAAUCUUGGCCAAAGACCCGAGCUUUGGGAGCAUUGGUCUGGUCCCCUGUGCCAUAGGAGGAACCAGGAUAGUGGAGUGGGCUCGGGGGGCUGCAUUAUACAACCAGCUGGUGGAUAGGGCGAAGGCCUCCUUGAAUGGCGGUGGGGGUAAAAUUCGAGCGCUGCUUUGGUACCAAGGUGAGAGCGAUACGUCGGAGCAAGAUUCCAAGUUGUAUAAGGGCAGAUUUGAGAAAUUCAUCAAUGAUCUCCGACAGGAUCUCGACCAACCUGAUCUCCCCAUAAUCAUGGUAUUUUUGUCAACAGAUCAAGGACCAUUUAUGAAUCUUAUAAGAAGUGUUCAGCUGAAUUUUGAUGAGAAAAAUGUCAAGUGUGUUGAUGGCAUGGGCUCAACCUUUUUAGCAGAUGACAAGCACUUGGAUACCAAGUCUGAGAUUUGCGUGGGUCUCAAACUGGCCGACGCCUUUCUUUCCUCCUUUGCUCAUAUCUCCUAG